This is a messenger RNA of Macrobrachium nipponense, 480 nucleotides long. Its product is annotated as general transcription factor II-I repeat domain-containing protein 2B-like. The transcript has a single exon. The record is from RefSeq and is a predicted model, not a curated record. The coding region runs from base 1 to 480 and encodes 159 amino acids. NCBI's taxonomy places the organism in Eukaryota, Metazoa, Arthropoda, Malacostraca, Decapoda, Palaemonidae.
AUGACACUAGCAACCCUCAGUAUCAGAAGUAUGGUGACAAGUUGGCAGUCUUACGAGAGGAAUUUUCAGAAAGAUUUGGUGACCUCAAGAAACAUUCACAAGCCAAUGAAGUCUGCUUCUCCUUUUUCUGUGGAUGUGGCAACAAUUCCUGAGGACAUACAGAUGGAAAUAAUUGAACUACAGUGCAAUGAUGAACUAAGAAAGAAGUUUGAUAAUAGUUCAGUAUACCAGUUUUAUAAGAAGCAUGUAUCAGUAACAGUGUAUCCAAAACUCUCUGCUCAUACAAGGAAAAUGAUGGCAGUGUUUGGUAGCACAUAUAUUUGUGAGCAGCUCUUUUCAAAAAUGAAUCUGGUUAAAAACAAGUAUAGGUCUGUACUUCCUGAUGAACCUUUGGAAUGUACCCUGCGUGUAGCCACAUCAUCCAUACAGCCUGAUAUUGAUGAGUUGGUGUCCCAAAUGCAACAUCAACCAUCUCACUAG